CAUUUUCGUUGCCGCUUGUCAUCGUGAGGAAUUUGCAAAUAAAAUUGUAAUUGUACAAAAACUAAUAAUUUAUAUUGAAAGACUAUUUCAGGCCAGCCUUAAAAGUUCAAUAUUUAAUUUAAAAUGGCAUUCAUGGGUGAUAUAAUGAAUCCAGCGCCUUUAUGGCAAAAUGGGCCUUCUCCUGGCGCAUUCUACAACUUCCCUGGUAACUCUUCAACUUUUGGACCCGGAAACCAUUCAGCGCAAGAAUUCAGAGCACAUUCUGCCAAUCCAAUUACUACAACCACGACAGUGAUUGGGCUCAAAUUCGACAAAGGAAUAGUUAUUGCGGCUGAUACACUCGGCUCCUAUGGUUCUCUGGCAAGGUUCCGUGACUGCCCUCGCGUCAUGAAAGUGAACGACCUCAUACUUCUAGGUUCUGGUGGUGAUUACGCCGAUUUUCAGUACUUGAAGGAUAUUAUUGAACAGAAAAUUAUCGAUGAGAAGUGUGUGGGAGAUGGUUUACUGCUUAAGCCCCGUUCUCUGUACUGCUGGCUUACCAGGGUGCUUUACAAUAAGAGGAGCAAGAUGGAUCCCUUGUGGAACAAUUAUAUCGUAGCUGGAAUUCAGGAUGGAGAACCUUUCUUAGGUGCAGUAGACAAAUUGGGGACGGCAUACGAAGAUGCAGCCAUAGCGACAGGUCUAGGUGCUUACAUGGCCACUCCUCUACUCAGAGAAGCAGUUGAUAAAGGCAAUCUAGAUGAGGAAACUGCAAAGGCAUUAGUACGCAAAUGCAUGGAGGUGUUAUUCUACCGAGACGCUCGCGCUUUCCAGCGCUACCAACUCGGAGUAGUGACCGCUGAGGGUGUUGUCAUCGAUGAUGUGGCUGAGAUCAAACAUGACUGGACCCUGGCACACAUGAUCCAUAUGAAGUGAACUGAAAUGUUUUAGAAAUAAAGUCGCU
Molecule: messenger RNA, 943 nt
Organism: Chilo suppressalis (striped riceborer)
Lineage: Eukaryota; Metazoa; Arthropoda; Insecta; Lepidoptera; Crambidae
Source: the annotation of a GenBank genome assembly